AUGUCAGACAAUAGUUCUGAUGAUGACUUUACCCCGGAAGCAUUUCAAGAAAGAUCAACAGACACGACAAUCAAUUUUGUUGUACAAAAAUUACUUCCAUCAUUGGAACCGGUUACUUUAAAUUCGAUUGUUCUGAAUAUUUAUAUUAAAUUUGACAAAGGCAAACAAGUAGAAGCAUUCAUAGAAGAAUUAAAGCAACCAAAUGAAAAUCUUCACAAAGGCGCUGAUGGACAAUAUGUUUCAACCCUUCAUCAAUAUGCACUCGAAUCAACACGGGGGCCAAUUGAUAUGAGCAAUCAAAGCGUGCGUUUGAUCUAUCAACCGAAUUUGUUUACACGAAGAAAUGACGCAUUUGGACCGUGGAAUUUCAAUUAUUUACUAACACUCCUUGCACUCGACUAUCAAUGUGACCACGAUAGUAAAUUUCAAUUUCCUCCUGUCUGGAAAACAAAUUCAAAAACACAAGUUCAUGUGGUUGUUAAAAAUAUUCAAAACGAAAUAACUACAUCGCCGGAAACUGCAAGCUCGACUACAGUGUCUACAAAAAAGGAAGAUGUUACACUCGAAAGUUUUCUAAAAACUAUCUGUCGACAAAAUCAACGCGACGAAAACAGUGUCACAAGUUGGUUAACAGCACUUCAAGAGGAAAGUAUUACUACUGUUCAGCAUCUUCGCAGUGCAGUAGCUAAUGAAAGAUGUUGGGAGAGUCUGCAAUCACCCAAACUGUUAAUUAAACAAAUGAUACGAGAUUAUAUUCAAUUGAAUGAUUCUUCAAGCAAAUCUCAAGAAACUCAAAGCCUCUAUAAAGAUUCCGAUGCAACUCUAAUCGGUGACAUUCAUCGAAUUCGACGUUAUUUUCAUUACGUUACUAAAACAGAACAAUAUAUACCCUAUCUUGAUCCUGAUGCAGUGGAUAAGACCAUUAAUGAAAUUCGAAAAACAUAUGAUGAUGAUGGAAAUGUUCUACACAAUAUUCAUCAAUAUUUAAAAACAUUUUGUAUUAAAAAUAAAAACAUCGAUUUAGAAGCACACAAAAAGCGAAAGCAAGAAUGGACUGACGAACAAAAAAGAUUGGAAGAAGAAGUUAAAACAUUUCGUAAGGAAAUUUUAAUCUCUGAAGAAGAAGCUAAAGGAGCACAAACAAAAGUUAGAGUUUGCCAACAGCACUUUAUCAAUGCUGAAAAAGAAAAAGAAAUUGCCUUGAAGGAAGCUGAAAAGCUCAAUGCCGAAGCAGCUACCUUAAAUUGGAGUCAGGAUCUAACAGCAUGGACUAGAAAACGAGACCAAGCAAAAGAAAAAGUAGGCAAAGCUACGCAGGACGUUGAAAAAGUGCAACGUCAAUUGGAAAUUGCACAAGCCAAACUUGCUGUACACACUGAACCCAUACGUCGAAAGAAAAAUACAAUUGCUGAAAAUGAAGAAAAAAUUCGAGGCUUAACGACUUUUCUCAAGAUCGAUCCAAUUGAAGCACAAAAAAAAUUAAAUGUUAAAUACGGACGAGGAUUACUUCUCUAUGGACCUCCAGGAACAGGUAAAUCUGAACUAUUAAAACGAGCAGCUACAUUUGCUGGUAUUACGAUGACUACAACAGCUCUAGCUGCUGGCGAAUUAAAUCGCCCAUAUGUUGGUGAAACUGAACGAUUGCUUGUUGAUAUAAUGUCUCGAGCGAAUACGAUUCCAUAUUUGAUUUGCGCUAUGACAAUUGAUGAGAUCGAUGGACUUGUUCCAAAAAGAACAAAUAAUGCUCAACAAUCAAAAGUCGAUGGAAUUAGUGUUUUACUUUCUCAUAUUGAAGGUGUUAAAAAUAUUCAAAAUUUAAUUGUACUUGGUGCAACUAAUCGAAAAAAUAUGAUGGAUGAAGCAUUUUUACGUCGGAUGCAAUCAAAAUGUUUUGUUGGUCGACCAUCACCACAAAUUCGAAGAAAAAUGCUUGAACCAUUGCUAUAUCUUGAUGCGAAUAUGUUUAAUGAGAAAUGUAUGGAUUUUCUUGUUAAAAUAACAACAAAUUUUAGUGGUGCUGCUGUUGGUGCAUUAAAAUCUAGUAUUGUUGUUGCCAUGGAUAGUUAUAAAAGUACAAAUUUAACAAACAAAGUGUUUCUUGAUCUAGCUGAUAAUACAGCACGAGAAUUUAGUUGUUGGUUUGGCAUUGGAACAUUACCAGAGAUUUGUCGUCUCUAUCCAAACAUAUUUUCAUCAAAUGAUCAGCAAGAAAAAUAUUCACUUAAAUUACCAGAUAGUCUUCCGACAGGUCGUAUUCUUAUCGAUUUAGACAGUCGAAAACGUUAUAUCGAAUUCAAAACUGAGCCAACAAUUGAAGACGAUCUAGAUCAAGAAGAAACGUCUACAAUGACUUUAGUUUCACGAUUUAUUAGUGGUUGUUUCAGUCGAAAUAUUGAUGCGAUUCAAAUAAUUGAUUUAAAUUUUUUAACAAAAAAUAAUGCAUUUGAAGAUAGUGGAAAAUUUGAACUUUUAACAACAAUAUUCGAUGAAUGUGAAGAAUACAAUCGAUCUAUGCUAGUAUUUGAUAUUGAUUCGUUGAUUAUGCUUAAUGUGACUGAUUCAGCAAUGUCACCAUCAACUUCGAUAUCGAAUAUACAAUUAUAUCAAUGCAUUCGAGAAAAAUGUAAGAGAGCUGUUGUUGAACGAAAUUCAACGGAUGAAAGGACACAAACCGAUAUGACGUUUUGGAAAGAAAAAUGGAUAGUGAUGAUUGUUAAAAAUCCAUAUCUUCGUAAACACUUAGUUGAUGAGAUCGAAUUUAAAAAGACACUUCAGGAAACUCAACAAAAACAUGAAGAUGAACAAAAACGAAUCGAUAAUGAAACCGUUACAUUAUGUCCUAAAUGUUUACAAAGUUAUAUUCCAUCCAAAGUCGACCAUGGAAGUUGUCGGUAUCACAAUGGAUACAUUAUCGAUCUUGACAAUCCAACUAAGAUUUUGACUCAAGAUGACGCUCAACAAAUAAUACAACGCGUCGCAUUAGACGCAGCUAUGACUACUAAUAAUGAAAAUCCGAAUCAAAAGGCAGCAAUGCCGUUCUUGUAUUGGGCCUGCUGUUCAAGUACUUUUAUGAGUGGCCAACCGUGUAAAAUCGGUACUUGUGGACUACCUGAAACAAUGAAAGGACAAACAAUCGGUCCAAAUGAAGAUUUGAUACUUUUAGUUCAAAAACAUUUUCAGGAAGAUCAACAAAUUAAGGAAAAUGCUGCUAGACUUGUAAAACAUUACCAAGAGAAAAAACGAUCUAUACGGUCAACUGCACAAACAACAACCAAUAUUCGAGCUCCAUCAUCAUCAUCGUCAUCGACAGUUUCUUCACUCACCCAACGAAAAUAA
Rotaria socialis is the source of this 3336-nucleotide messenger RNA. Lineage: Eukaryota; Metazoa; Rotifera; Eurotatoria; Philodinida; Philodinidae. The record is from the annotation of a GenBank genome assembly.